This is a messenger RNA of Fundulus heteroclitus (mummichog), 3030 nucleotides long. RefSeq names its product solute carrier family 35 member G1 (gene slc35g1). Gene Ontology annotation, cellular component: endoplasmic reticulum membrane; plasma membrane. The transcript has 5 exons. The record is from RefSeq and is a predicted model, not a curated record. Gene Ontology annotation, biological process: regulation of cytosolic calcium ion concentration; calcium ion export across plasma membrane. The coding region runs from base 1040 to 2296 and encodes 418 amino acids. Lineage: Eukaryota; Metazoa; Chordata; Actinopteri; Cyprinodontiformes; Fundulidae.
UUUUGAUAUCUGGCUGAUUAAAUAGUGCACUGCUAUAUUAAUGGGAAUCAUAAGUUUAUUUUUUUAUUUUCAAUUUCUUUGAGCAACAAUACAACCAAGAUUUACAUUGAGAUGUUAAGGCAUGUUAGUAGCGCUCAAAAGGAGUUGGUUAUAAGUUCCAAGAACUUAUAAGAACUUACCCCCAAUUACAAUAUUCAUGCCACGUUUAACAUAUAAGGUAUUUUGAUAAAAGGAGGCAUUACAAAUCAAAGCGCAGUUACAGGAAUACAGAGUGUCUUAUUUUGAAAGCAAUUGUACAGAAAUAAGAAGAUAUCUAGUAGUACUUAUCGAAAAUGUUGCAAAUCAUCACGUUUAAAUGUUUGAGUUACCUGCAUAUUUUGUAAAGAUAACAUAUUUAUACGCGCUUUUAAGUUGUCGUAGCGUGGUAGGAUGUAACCCAUGUAAUUUUUAACAACAUUUAUGUUUUCAGGAAAUAUUUAUGCAAAACAAAGAAGUACAAUGAGGCCAUCUGAGAUGUUCUGACAGACCAUAACAUUAGACGCUUAUGAUGAGCAGAUCAAUUAAUAAUAUAUAGGUAGAUUCUUAUGUAGAUGAAUACAUGAAGCUAGUUUCUGCUACAUUGUUUAAAAAUAUUAUGUUAGAAAAAAUAGUAAUAGGGGCAAUGAUUUAGGUCAAAACUGAUUUGCAUAACUGGGUUUAGCGCUGGCUGUGUUCAUUAAAUUUACAUAAAUGUGCUCCACGUGAAUUUUUUGUCUUCUAAAAUGCAUGAGAAGUGAGACAAGCGGUGAGAAAGGGGAGGGGAGGGAGGGCGUGAAGAGUUGGGCAACACGUCCCACCAAGCAGGACCGGUUCGGAUUCACUUCUGCCCCCCUGUGGGUAAAAACAAACACGGCAUGGCAGCUUGACACCAAGGUUAGUGAUUAACCUUGCGUUGCCAGUCUCUCAGGACGGACACACACGCGCAGACGUCGGGACAGCGCUCUCACCGAGGCAUGCUGCCGCUCGGCCGUCACAUCCCACCACCACCACCACCACCACCAUGGGCGAGUGCAAUCACUACACGCCGGAACGGGCUUUAGCCGUGGAGGAGGACGGCGUGUCCGUGGCGUUUCACAGAGCUGUCAGCCACGACAACGACAGUCGCUUCCACGGCGACCAAGAGGAAGGCGAACGGGACGACGACGACGACGGGCUGACAGAGGAGACGGUUCACCUGCGAACUAAGGAUGGAGAUGCUGAAGAGGCGCGAGGGUCGACAGGAAGCGGGAAGUUACGGGAAGGCGGCGAGAAGGAGACGCUGCUGUGCCUGCCGGCGUUUUGCGCGCGGGGCGAGAAGACGGCAUCCUCCGGAGAAGUAAAAACACCCGACGGCCCAGAGAAACCAAAGAGAUGUCCCGGUCUGGGUCUGUUCUAUGCUUUCCUGUCUACAGUUUUGUUCUCCAUCAUCGCCCUGCUGGUGAAAACCAUCGAGGAUAUCCACUCCAUCGAGAUCAGCGCCAUACGCUGCUUCUUCCAGAUGCUUUUUGUCAUCCCGUUACUCAUCUACCACAAGAUAGGCUUCCUCGGUCCCCGGGAUAAACGGAUUUACUUGGUGCUUCGGGGUUUCCUCGGUUCCAACGCAAUGAUCCUGCUCUACUAUGCAGUUCAGCAGAUGCCGCUGGCAGACGCCACGGUCAUCAUGUUCAGCAAUCCGGUCUUUACCUCGCUCCUGGCUUGGGUCUUCCUCAGAGAGAAAUGUACAAUCUGGGACUGUGUGUUCACUCUGUUUACCCUCACCGGAGUCAUCCUCAUCGCUCGCCCGCCGUUCCUCUUUGGCGAGCAUCCCAGCGGCAUUGAAGGCAACUACACUAACCAUGUCAAGGGAACUAUUGCCGCCUUUGGAGGUGCGAUUGGAGCCGCUUUUACUUUUGUUGUUCUGCGAAAGAUGGGGAAGAGCGUCCAUUAUUACCUCUCUGUGUGGUACUACGCCGUCAUUGGCCUUAUCGAGUCCAUCAUCACUGUGUCCAUCCUCGGCGAGUGGAAACUCCCGUUCUGUGGCCGAGAUCGCUGGAUACUGAUGCUGAUAGCUAUUCUGGGCAUCGCCGGCCAGACCUUCCUCACUAAGGCGCUGCAGCUGGAGAAGGCCGGGCCCGUGGCCCUGAUGCGGACGGUGGACGUGGUGCUGGCCUUUUUCUUCCAGUUUGUUUUCUUUAACCGUGCGCCGACCUGGUGGAGCCUCGGGGGGGCGCUGUGUGUCGUGUUGAGCACCAGCGGAGUUGCAUUUCGGAAGUGGUAUAGCAGCUCUCGCAGGAGCUGAGAGGAGUACUGCAUUUCCAGGUGCCAAACAGAAGUUUGCUUACACUCAUCACAGGCACAACUUAUAUUAACUUUUAGUGAUGCAUUUGAAAAAUGUAUUCAUUGUUGUAUGAAUAUACAAGAAGCAACUUGAGGAGUUUCUAAACAAGAUAUUGGUGCAUAACUUUGAAUCUACUGUGGACUUUCUUUAAUCCCUGCAUGGUUAAAAUUCUCCAAAAUACAUACAUACGCCGCCAUUUAUUUAGAUAAAUUGUCACUUAGCAAGUUACAAAAAAGCCCCAACAUCUUGUAACCCCCAGAUACCCGAAUCACUGCAGACAGUGACUCGGGUAUCCCAACAUCUUCAAUUUGAUGAUAGGCUUAAGCCCAAAUCUCUGGUUUGUUCCUCAACAUACUUACUGACAGAUUUUCUUUCAUCAGCACUUUAAAGUUUGGGUUAAAGUCGUUGAAACUUUGAUAGAAUUGGACGUUCCAACUGGACGAUGAUUCUCAACACACAUAGGAGCAGAGUUUUUAAAAAAUAAGGCCUGCUUGCAUUCAGAUUCUGGAAAAACCCGGAUGUCGACCCCAUUAUGUUUAUUGACUAUGCCCAAAAAGCUAUAGAACCUACCAUCCAUCCAUUGUCUGUACCCGCUUAACCUUGCAGGGCGGGCUGGUGCCUACCUCCUCGGUCAUUGGGCCAGAGGCAUAAAGCCAACCAGAUUUCCCUAAAUGUUUUGAGCCCCUUUCCUCAAA